This is a messenger RNA of Clonostachys solani, 795 nucleotides long. The record is from the annotation of a GenBank genome assembly. NCBI's taxonomy places the organism in Eukaryota, Fungi, Ascomycota, Sordariomycetes, Hypocreales, Bionectriaceae.
AUGGAUGCUCGAUUUGAGUGGCAUCUAGGGCAAGUCCUAGGACAUGCUGAUCAGCAACCAGCACAUGACACCAAGUUCGCCAUGGUUGUUCUUAAUCAGCCGAUCAGUUGGAAUCGCAUUCUCGAUUGGCUAUGGAAAAAUGCCUUCAUACGGGUGGCUGCCGAUGGUGGCGCAAAUCGUCUCCACGAAUCUUUCUUGUCCACCGGCUCUCCUAACCUUGAUCACGAUAAACAGGUUCGCCUGGAUGCUAUUAUCGGUGAUCUCGACUCACUAAGUGUUCCCGUCAAAAACUAUUUCACCGCUUUGACUUUGCCCACCCAGAUCAUCUCUGUUCCUGGCCAAGACUCUUGGGAUUUUGAAAAAGUACUAUCCUGGCUGCGAUCUAAUUGUGGCCAAAAUAUUGAUACAAUGAUAAUUGGCGACCUUGGAGGACGUAUGGAUCAUGGUCUAAGACAAAUUCACAACCUGAUCUUAGCAACCCCUGGUAAUGACUACUCUGGUGGCAGGUCAUUUUUAGUUUCCAGGGAAAGCUUGACGUUUAUAUUGAAAGCUGGCCGGCAUAGCAUUUCCAUAAAGGAACAUAGCCCCCUUAUGUUCGGGGACCAUAUUGGAAUCAUGCCGGCGGGGAUACCAUCAACUGUCACAACCAAAGGCUUGGAAGCUGAUGUUCAGAACGUAGAGUUGGGGCUUGGGGAGAGAGUCAUUCUUGAUCGUAUCUCACCAACAACCUCGGAGAUUGAGAUUGUCACCACUUGUUCGUUGGUUUUCACCAUUGAACUAUUACAUUCUUCAUAG